Molecule: messenger RNA, 582 nt
Organism: Phragmites australis (common reed)
Lineage: Eukaryota; Viridiplantae; Streptophyta; Magnoliopsida; Poales; Poaceae
Product: leucine-rich repeat extensin-like protein 5
Exons: 2
Coding region: 1-582 (193 amino acids)
Source: RefSeq, a predicted model, not a curated record
AUGCCACCCUCGCCCCGCCCCACCCCCGCACCGCUCCACCAGCCCGCCUCGCGCCGCCCGCCCCCACGUCGCCCGAUCACACUGCCCCAGCACAGGCUGACUGCCCCACCCUGCACCCUCACCACCCUGCCCCCGCCCCGCACCGCUUCGCCCGACCGCCUUGCCUCCCCUCGAUCGCCCGCCCCUCCGCCGCCCCGCCCCGACCAACCGCACUAUGCCACCCCGUCACCUGGUCGCGCCACCCCCGCCCCAUUCUAUUGCGCCGCCGCCCUACCGCCCGAUCACCCACCUGGCAUGACCCGGCACGACACCUCCGCCUCCUGGUCUGAUGUGGCGGGAUCCACCGUGGGAAGCUGCAGCGUGGUCAGGCGCAUUCACAUGUGGGAGGAGGCGACUGCUGCAUGGGAGGAGGAGUUCAAUAGUGUCGUGACGCUCACCGCCAUGUCGCAAUGGGAGGACGCCGCGUUCCAGCCGUGGGAGCUCGCCCUCUGUGUUUACAGCGUGAGCAUCUCCUCCUUAUUAGAAUUGGUUUUACUUCCUUUUCCCCCUCUUGAGGAAUGCCGCCACUCACCAGCUCGUUGA